UUUCUAGAAGGCCAAGUCCUGUGCUUUUCACCAGGGGAGCAGGGCAUGAGGCAGGGGUGACAAACCUGCCAGCCAACGGUGACUGCCCAGUACAUCAGGGCUGUUAGGAAGUUGGGGGCAUAGGUGACCCCCUCCAUGUCCCAGGGUGCCAGAGAUGUUUCUGAGGGCAGCGGUGACCAGGCUGAAACUCAUCACUAAUCUGUGAUCCUGGCACUCAGGAAGCUGAGGCAGGAGGAUCACUGUGAGUUCAAGACCAGCUUAGACUACACAGUGAGACCUUGCCUUAAGAGAGAGAGAGAGAGAGAGAGAGAGAGAAAGACAAGAGAAAAAGAGAAGGGGCCUCAAGUUGAGGCAACAUGCCAGGGACUGGAGCAAACUCCGCAAAGUCCCCUGGGGUCCUUCAGUCCGGGUAAACACUCACUGUGUGGCAUUGACCGGGAUGGAGAUAGCAUUGUUGGGACCCCGCAGGAUGUCAGCGUUGACCCACACAGGCCUUUGCACCCUGCCAGCGUCAGUCAGCUGCCGAAGGAGGUCCAAGGAGGGGCCUACGGCCUUGAGGCUCUUGAAGUCCAGUUUGAUGCCUGUGGAGAGCGGGGAGGGGGGCGAGCCCUUAGGAAGCCCAAGGUCUCCAGAGUAGAGGGAGAAGUGGGCGGGACGGCAAGGUGGUAGACAGGGCCUGGGUACCGGUAACACCACUGUGGGCAGGAGCAGAGGUGCCUGAGGGAGGGGCUAUGAUUCCCGGAUGGGACGGGACUCGGGACACCAGAACCUAAAAGGGGGUCCCUUGGCUUCAGAGAAAGGGAGUGGAGAGCAAUGCAGGCAGGGACAGCAGCCAGUGUGAACGAACCCCAUCAAGGUAGUGGGGAGACGAGACCAAGGUGGUACAGGAAAUCAUCUAAGCCAGGCCAAGAUAAUUGGGUACUCAUAGACGCUCAAGUGAGCAGUACUCACAGUCAAGGGACACUAGAGCUGAUGAGGAAGGAGGUCCAAGAGAUGAUGUGACUGACACUGGACUUACAGUUAGCAGACAUGGCCUGGGCCUGUAAUUUCAGCAGUUGGUAUGUGGGAGGCCGAGGCAGGAAGGUUGCAAAUUUAAGUCCCACCAGGCAAAGGACUGGGGAUGUAAUUUAGUGGCUGAGAGCCACUAGGUUCAGUCUCCAGUCUUGCACUGAUAGAUAAGUGAGCUAGCUAGACAGGUGGCAGGGGAUGUGGCCUAGUGCUAGGUGACUACGCAGUGUUGGUGCCCAGCAUCUGAAGGAGAAGCGGGAGUUAGGAUGGUGCCUAGAUCCUGCUGUAACUGGCAGUGGGACCAGAUGGCAUCAGGGUGGCGCUUGGCUUUUGGCCUGUUGUGCCCAAUCUGUGGAUCCCGGAGGGACUACCCAUAGCACUAUCUCCCUUGAGCCUGGGCAUGGGGAGUGUUGGGGAGGGGAAGCUGAGGCAGAAAACUCCUGAGGCCAGACCUCUAGUGCAGGGGGACCUUACCCUUCUGGGAGUGGGUUAGCACGGUCUGCAGCCAGUGCUGCAGGGUGUUGUCACUGUAGAUGGCUGGCGGGUGGGCCAUGAUGGGGAUGCCUGUCUCACUGGCUGUGCCAAGCCCUUCUAUGUUGACAUCUGCCUCCAAGACCAUGGAGUCACCUGUUGAAGAGGGAACUUUUAGUCAUUUCAUUUUGUAAAACAAUUUUCCAGCCUCCUGCGGUGAUUCACACCUGUAAAGCCCAUCAUUUGGGAAGCAGAGGCAGGAUAGUCAUGAGUUUGAAGCCAGCCUGGGCUACAUAGUGAGUUCAAGGUCCAAGACCAGUCUGAAUGACACAGCAAGACUGUUUCAAAAAGCCAAAAAAAUUUUUUUAUAUCAAAAACAUUGUAAUCUGUUACAGAGCCAGGUGUGGUGAUACACGCCUAUAAUCCCAGCACUUGCUGAAACAGGAGAAUUGCCCCAGAUUUGAGGCCAGCCUGAACUGCAGUGAGACUCUGUCUCAAAAAAACUCAAUCUUUCCUUUUUGCUAUAGAGCACUUGAAAAAUACAGAAAAGCAGAAGGAAGGGAAGUGUGCCCACCACAUUUCCACAGUCUGCAUCUUGUUGCCUUUCCUUUCAUUUUUGUCUCUGCCUACUUUCUGCACAGGUGAAACUUCCCAGCAUUUAUAAUUUGUUUCUGUGACACAGUUUCACACUCCUUUCUGCACCUCAUGACAACAAGGACAACUGCCCUGAGAACACCAGGAGAGGAGCCCAUCUCCUGCUACUGAGACACUUUUGAUACUUUGUAGUUUCUUAGAACUGGAAAAUAAUGAGACACAUUGUAUUCUGAUUUUCUGAUAGUUUCUGAUCCCUCCUUGUGGAAUUUGAGUCAGAGGGGCAAAAAUGGAAUGAGGUCAAAACUCAUCCCGAGUUACUUUCCAGACAAGAUGCUGAUUCAUGGUCUCAGCCAGGGUAUACCAGAUGGCUGGACUCACCACCCAUGGGUACCACCACUUAACUCUAAAUUAACUCAGUCAACUGGGCAUGAUGGCGCACUCCUGUAUUCCCAGUACUAGGCAGGCUGAGGUAGGAGGAAGCUUGCAAGUUCGAGACCAGCCUGAGCUACAAAGUGAGUUCAAGGCCAGCCUGAAUCAAAUAGCAGACCGUCUCAAGUAGACAAAACAAAACAAACACAAACAAACAAAAAACACACACAAAAAACCAAACAAAAACCUUUGACAAAGGGCUUCAGUGUUUCUCAUUCGGAACCUCUCCUGGAAACUCAGAAGUUGUCCCUCUUAUUUUCAGUAAAACUCGACCUUUCUCUUGGUUUUUUACUUCAUUCCUAGAUGUUGUGAGACCAGGAACUGGACACAUCUAGCAUGCUGCAAGUUACUGUCUACACCUGACCCUGCCGCUUCCUGUUAAAAAGCAAAAACUCCUGGUCCUGAGUUUUCGAGUCCAAGUUCUCCCCUGUGGUUCAUGGUCUGUGUGAUCAGACCCCGCGUUCCCAGCCUCCCCUCUGGUCUGGCUCCCUGGGCCCUCAGUGCUGGCAGUUCAAGGCAGGUUGUGAGCAGCAGGCGGGCAGGACAGAGGCCCCGCUGCCUGCUCUUGGAGCAGCCCUUUUGCUCCGUCUGUGCUGGGAUUCUGAAUUCCUACUACCUGCAUAGUAGGGGUGAAAAAGAGCUUUCAGAUGGCUGUCUAGGCGAGCCGGGGUGCGGUGGAGCUCACCUAGAUUCCCUGCACUCAGGGAGCAUGAGGCACCGAGUGGGAAUCUAGCCCAGCCUGGGCAGCUUAGUGGCCCAGUCUCAAGACUGAAAAUAAAAAGGGCUGGGGGGCUGUGGGAAGAACUUAGGGUCCAACCCCAGUACCAAAACCAAACACCAAAAUCCCAAGGUUUUUGGAUUUCUGCUGGGCAAAGGUGGCUGAGUUUUGCAUCAGCGUCCUCAAGUGGUGAUAACCGCCGGUGGCCCCAGCACUCGGGAAAUCUCCCAUCACAUUGCAGGUGGUUACAUGCCUUCCAGAGACCAUAUCUGGGCUGAUUUGCUUGAAGAAGGGAGGGAAGGAGAAAUGAGCCACGAGGGGUGCAUUGGGUCCCAGUGUUAUAGGCAAGCUGAGUUAGACAGAAUAUUUAGGAAGUCAGACAGAGCUGGGCCCUGGAGGGAGCCAGUGCAGAUCAGAUAUUUUGAAACCUUGGAGGAGACAGAUAUCUCUGCUGUGAGCCAGAUCUCAAGACAAAAGGCAGCAUACAUCAGGGAUUGAUACUCUAAAUAGGUAUCAAUCAUCUUGAGGAAGCCAGAAAGAACCAUUAACCCAACCCCCUACAGGCAAAAGCCACAGACCUAAAGUGUGACAUUGGGCAACACUCCCCCCACUCUGGAUCCCAGCUCCUUCCUCUGACCUCCGGAGACUGUUCUGGAGCAAAGGGUGGUCCCGGGGACGAGCAGCGUCUAGGGUUUCCUGGGAACUUGUUACAAGGUAAAACUGAAGACCCCACUCAGAACCAGGGACCACAGGACCCAAGUCUCCUGAAGUUCAUGUUUGGAGCCCAGUCCCUUUAUGUUCUGUAGUUUAGGGUUGACUGGUGCUUGCUUCCCAGCUGUCCUGCAGAACAGGGGUCUCCCUGGAGCCUGGGCUCUGUGCACAGGGCAGACUGCAGGGAGGGGAAGUUGGCCAUCUGGGCUGGGGCCCAUGUGUGGCCUGGGGGCAUCCCAUCUGGCAGCAGGUGGCCCCUGGCUUCUGGGACUGUUCUGCUCCUGAGGCCGAGAGGCUGCACACCGGCUCAGGUAUUCAUGAGUUGUUUUAGCCCUGCUGGGCCUCAAGCACAGGUCUCUGGCUUCCUUUGUCUUUAAGGGCAAAGGGUGCCACAGGCAGACAGGUGGUGCCCGGUGGGCCAAGGGACAUGGCUGGCCAGGGCAGCAUGGGAGCAGCUUUGCCAUCAGAUACCUGGUCCAAAUCUGAGCUCAGUGUUGCCACAGGCUGAGCUGGUACCCUGAGCCCAGUGCCUGCUUCACUAGGGCAGCGUGAGGAGUGCAGGCCUCUGCCCUCCCUCCUUGCCCUGCUUCCUGGCAGAAGGACUUACUGCUCAGGCCCUCCUCCAUCUCAGUGCGGCUGUUGGCCCCAUGGCUCCAGGUGACCAGCAGGCCAUCGGGACUGCUGACCUGGCCGAGGCUCAGCAGGUAACUCAGCAUAUCCCCUUCGGGGUGGCAGACGUCCCCCUGGCAGCCUGGAAUGAACACCAAAGGGCUGUCAGUGCUAGCCUCGGCCCACCCUGGCUCUUGUCCAGUCACCCGACCUCGUGCAUCCAGCGCAUGGUCAGCAGUGUCUGCAGGACCCGGGGCCCCCAGAAAUAUAAGACAGGGGCAAAAGUGCUGGCCUGGGGCAUUCGGGAAAGCAGGGCUCACUCAGAAGGGGACAUUUCGGGGAGCUCUCGAAGGGUGGCAGAAGGGAGGGAAUAGGUGAUUCAGGAAGAAGGACUGGCAGAAGUGACCACAUGGAAAAGUGUGGCUGUCUGAGAGAAUGGCCACUGGACUGGGGCAAGCUCAGUGGAAGAGUGCUUGCCUGUCCCAUGAGAGGCCCCGGCACCAUUCUCAGCAUCAAAAGGAGCAGAGGAAAUGGCCUGGUAUGAUGGACAGAGAAACGGUCAGAGCAGAGGGGAAAGAUGGCGAGGGUCAGGUGGGCAAAGGCCUUGCAUGGCAGCAGGGGUAAACCUGCGCCACAGAUGUGCGUGGGCAGUGUUAGCGCAGGCUGCUGAGCAACAUGGGUGGGGGCAGAAGGACUGCGCAGGUGUGGAAGGCCAAACAGGGGCCAGGAGGGGGAGACUGGAGGCCUCAGAGGCAAGUGGGCGAGAGGAGGGGAGCCCCCAGGAAGGCUCCGGCCAAGAAAAGGCGGGCUCGAGGCCAGGGAGGCAGAAGCAGAGGAGCUCUGCAAGAAAGAAAGCACAGGUAUGAUCCCCAAGGGGGAGCGCCCCGCCCCAGGGCACUGGGGGCUGGUCUCCAGGCAACCUAACCGGAGAAAGAAGGCCAAAGGAACUUUCUGCCUCCACACACUUGGGGUGGGAAAGAGGCGGCCAAGCUGGUCAGCAUGGCACCUACCUGACUGGGAGCCCCAGUCCAGCGUCAAGGCGAGGACCAUCCCGACAGUUAAUGCCAGGGUCACGAUGAUACCGCUCACCAGGGCAUACUUGGUCGGCCUGUCCAGACACUGCUUCCAGCAGCCCAUGAAGGCUGUCUUUGGAGGAUCCCCAGACUGGAGACUCUGAGGUGUCCUGAGGCUCGGAUCAGCGGGGGCAGGAGCCCAGGCUGGGCAGAAUUCUUCCCGGGGCCUUCGGGCUCUUGUAAUGCUGGGUCACUCCUGCCCCUGGUGGAGAUAGCACCUGAAGUCCCUCCUCCUCCCACACCCUCACUGUAUCUCAGCAGGUCAAGCAGAAAAUCCUGUCUUCCCCUAAAUGACCUUUGAGCACUGAGUGAUCUCUACCAUCCCUCACUCUUCUAAUUUGAGCCCUUUCUGCCCCACCCAAGGACUCCCUAGCGGGCAAGGGUUGGCAACAAAGACAGAUUAGAUCUGCCCCAAGGAUGUGACUUUUCUUUCUAUCUGAGAUCCUGGUUGAUUGGACUGGGAUUGAACCCAGAGUCCUGAGCCAGGGUGUGGUGGUAUAUAUACCUGUGAUCCCAGAGGCUGAGGCAGGAAGAUCACUGGGAGUUCUGAUGGGCUACUUAGGGAGUUCAAGGUCAGUUGGAAAUACAUACUCAGAAAAUCAAAUACAUACUCAGAAAAUCAAAAAUAGAGCUGGGUGGUGGGGCACACCUGUAAUUCCUGCAUUUGGAAGGUUGAGGCUGGAGGAGUGCAGCAGUUCAAGGUCAGCCUGGAUUACACAGUGAAAUUGUUUCAAAAAGCAAAUAAACCAAAAUGGAUAAAUAGAGAUGGGGAUUUAACUCAGCAUCACAGGUCUGCCUGGCAAGUGUGAGGCUGUGAGUUGAUCCUUGGUACCAAAUAAAUAAAUAGAAAACCAAAAAUAAAAAAUGAAACAAUAGUACUGGGGAUGUAGCUCAGUGGCAUAGUGCCUGCUUAGCAAGAGUGAGGUUGUGAGUUCAAUCCCUGGUACCAGGAAAAAAAAAAAAAAAAAGAAAGAAAAGAAAAAAUAAAAUUGAGCAUGGUGGACCACCCCAGUAAUCCCAGCACUCUGGAGGUUGAGACAGGAGGAUCACCCUGAGUUUGAGGCCAGCCUAGGUGUGAUAACUCGGACCCCGGUAUAAAAUCCAAGGAAGCAAGAAAUUAAAAUUUGGGAAGAAAGGCUUUAUUAGGUAAAAUCCAGGCCUGGUGACGAGUCUCCUGGAGCCAAUUUGGAGACUGCGCACCUCACAGCUAAAAGUCAGGACUUUUUAUCUUGUAAAUCCACAAACAGCUGCUGGUCACACAAUGUAAGGAGCGGGCUGGGGGUGUGACGCACUACAAAGCAGAAACGGCAAUUGCAAGUCUCCCCGAAUACUAGCAAGUUUAGAUAAGAAGAAAUCUUGUUUUUCUUAGCAAAGAAUAGAGAAGUCUAACAGCAAUUAACAACCUUAGUUACCUUACUUUAGCACAACUGUUCUAUUUGUAGAGGGCAACAAUGGUUAACAUAUCAAUUAGGUAAGAUUUUACAAUUCUUUACAGAGGAGAGCAUUGAUUAACAUAUCAAUCCUUUGCCCAGAGGGAAAGGAAAACACACAUAUACAGUAAGGCCAAGUUACAGGUAUUGCUAUGAUACAAACGAAGCUAUUUUUGUGAAGAAUGUACAAUCUAAUACAAUCUAAUGCAAUUAACACAAUUUGUGACAGGCUACCGGGUAGAGAAGACCCGGGUUGUCAGAAGCUAUUACCUCAGGCCUUUGUUUUAUGGCCUUUAGGAAGUUAAAACUUAACCUAGUUAGAUUUGAAGGGAGAAGGGGAGGGGAAGCAGCAGGUGGGCUUAUACAGAACAGACCUUACUGCGAGAUAGUUAGGGGGCCUUAGGUUAUAACACUAGGCUACACAGUGAGCUCAAAACCAGUCUGAACUACAUAGUGAGACUCUGUCUCAAGAUAAUUAGAUAAAUAAAGCAAACCUGCAAGUCCUGGCAUGUGACCUGAGCUUCUGCAGGCCACCUCUGGGUCAAGGCACCCUGGACAUGGGGGUGGGCUCAGGAGUGCUCGGGAUGGGACGCAAGUUAGGGGUCAGCCUCUGCAGCCUAAAUGUAGCUGAUGUCCUCAGGGACUUCUACUUGGAGAUAAACCCAGAGGGCCGCUUGUUGACAGAUUAGUGAGGGAAAUAGAGGCACAAUGAGUGUGACCACUGGUCUGGUUUGUAUUUUUCCUUUAAUUAGUAAUAAUAAAAUACAUUAUUUAUUGAUUCCCUGUAGUAAAGUAUAUCACACCUUUACCUCAUCUUGUCACGAUGCUGCUUUUUUCCCCCCUGGAUUUCUGGGGAUUCAAGCCAAGGGCUUUGCACUAAGCUAAGUACCUGACAUUUUUAAACUUCAUAAUUUGAGUCAGGGUCUUGCUAAAUUGCCCAGGCUGGGCUCAAAUUUGUCAUUCUCUUGCCUCAGCCUCAUAGGAUUCUGGGAUAUAGGUACGCAUCAUCACCGCUAGCUUCCACAUGAUUCUUUUUGUUGUUAUUGUUGUUUUGGAGACAGGGUCCUGCUAUGCAGUUCUGGCUCAGGCUGGCCUUGAACUCAUGGUGAUCCUCCUGCCUCAGCCUCGAAAGUGGGAGGCUUUACCACCAAGCUCAGCUUGUAUUUUUUUUUUUUUUUUUGGUCUCAUUGCUUAUUUUCUGAAGGUGGCUAGUAGUAUUAAUUUCAGACUUUGCUACUUGAAGUAUGAAUGUUCAAGUGAUUAAAGGAACUCUAAUGAGCAGACAGUAUGUAGCCUCAAAACAAGUGGGGAGUUGGAGAAGAAACACAAAUCCAGGAAUCUGGAAGAAAAUCAGAGGGAAAAAAGUCAGAAAAGUGGAAAAACAAAGUGAGAAUCAAAAAGGAGGGGCUGUGCUUCUGGUAAAGACAAAGCCACUUUUCCCAGAUCAGUGAUCAGACUGCAGCUGGUGCUGAACUUGUGGAGAAAAGGGAAACCACCACUAUACGGCUCUGGAGACCGAACCUUGGGCCCAAGGUAUGCCAGGGAGCCAGAGGCUGAAAGAAAAAAAGCCUGGUGGGCCCAGGACUUUAUUUUAAAAACGUUUUUGAGGGGAUUUAGCUCAGUGGCAUAAGCGCUUGCCUUGCAAGAGCGCGGUCGUGAGUUAGAUCCCUGGUACAGAUUAAAAAAAAAAAAAAGUUUUUGAGACAGGGUAUUGCUGUGUAGCCCAGGGUGGCCUUGAACUUGCUGAAUCCUCCUGCCUCAGCCCCCCUCCUGAGUGCUGGGAUUGCAGGGGUACACCACCAUACCCGGUUCUCCCUCUCUCAUUUUGUGAGUUCUGAAGUUCUUCUGUGAUAACUCGGACCCCGGUAUGAAAUUCAAGGAAGCAAGAAAUUAAAAUUUGGGAAGAAAGGCUUUAUUAGGUAAAAUCCAGGCCUGGUGACGAGUCUCCUGGAGCCAAUUUGGAGACUGCGCACCUCACAGCUAAAAGUCAGGACUUUUUAUCUUGUAAAUCCACAAACAGCUGCUGGUCACACAAUGUAAGGAGCGGGCUGGGGGUGUGACGCACUACAAAGCAGAAACGGCAAUUGCAAGUCUCCCCGAAUACUAGCAAGUUUAGAUAAGAAGAAAUCUUGUUUUUUUUUAGCAAAGAAUAGAGAAGUCUAACAGCAAUUAACAACCUUAGUUACCUUACUUUAGCACAACUGUUCUAUUUGUAGAGGGCAACAAUGGUUAACAUAUCAAUUAGGUAAGAUUUUACAAUUCUUUACAGAGGAGAGCAUUGAUUAACAUAUCAAUCCUUUGCCCAGAGGGAAAGGAAAACACACAUUUACAGUAAGGCCAAGUUACAGGUAUUGCUAUGAUAUAAACGAAGCUAUUUUUGUGAAGAAUGUACAGUGUAAUACAAUCUAAUGUAAUUAACACAACUUGUGACGGGCUACCGGGUCUUGGGUAGGGAAGACCCAGGAUGUCAGGAGCUAGUACCUCAGGCCUUUGUUUUAAGGCCUUUAGGAAAUUAAAACUUAACCUAGUUAGAUUUGAAGGGAGAAGGGGAGGGGAAGCAGCAGGUGGGCUUAUACAGAACAGACCUUACAGAUAGUUAGGGGGCCUUAGGUUGUAACACUUCUAUCCAGUUACUAUCAUCUUAAUUAUCUUAGUGAUUGGUCAUCCUUAAAAAGAUGUCCUUUAGACCGGCAGCCACAGGGUCCUCCAUUCCUUGUCCCAAGGUCUCUGUGCCCUGGCCCUGCCCUCCUCCUGCCCUGUCCCACACAGUUAUCUACUGAGGAUGAGGUUGGGGUAGGCAAACAUCAAGGCGUUGGGAAGACACAUACAUGUCUUGGUUUGUGACAUUAGGCCAGUGUUUUCUUCCUGUGGGCCUCAGUUUCCUCAUCCCAGGCAGCCUGGUUCCAAAGCUCUCAUCCCCCCAAGAUCAACAGAGGUUUGAGGUUGUACGGUGAGCGGCUUGGAUGGUGCAUUUUAAGCACCAGGCCAGGCAUUCAUACUGCAGGUCAGUGAGGUUCUUUCCAGGCAGAGUGGGGAGGCCUGAGCAUAAACUUUUUUAAAAUUUAAGUUUUUGGGCUGGGGGUAUAGCUCAGUGGCAUAAGUGCCUGCCUGGAACCUGCAAGGUUGUGAGUUCAAUCCCCAGGACCAAAAAAUAAAAAUAAAAAAGCUUUUAUGUGUGGUACAGUCCCAGCACUCUUUAUUUUAAGACAAGGUCUAAAUAAAUUGCCUAAACUGGCCUCACACUUGCAGUCUUCCUGCCUCAGCCCCCAAGAGUGCUGGGACAGAUUCUCCUGCAUGCAGGCAGGAGCAGGGGCCUUAUUGGCUGGGGAACUUCCAGAUGCUGGUGACCUCACAAAGAACACAACCCCAGCCUGGCCUUGCGGGAGCCGAGCCAGGUAAACUGAGGGGUGCCUGUGGGCAAUUUCCAGGGGUGGGGUCGGCCUCCACCAGGCAGGGGCCGGCUCCUGCUUGAGAACAUCAUGCUUGCAGGAGCACCACAGUGAGUCAGCCUGCCACUGGACUGAAGGGGCAGGGGUACUGGGAGACCUCUCAACACACACGGCAAAUCUCAUGCCCUGUGAAGACCCAGAGAUGACAUCAAAUCUCCAGCCCUGCGAGGGCCCAGGCCUGGGCUUUGGCAGCAUCCCUGGGCCUGACUCUGACACAGCCCUCACCCCUAACUCAGAUCGGCCCCUGAAUCCUGGCUUGGUCCUGGCUCCAGACCUGAAUCCAACUCUGAGUCCUGAACCAGGGGAGGUCCCUGGCUUACUAACUGAUGACACCCCCAGACUUACUGGCAGCAAGGCCACAACUCCAGUCUCCCUCCAGACCACCUUUUCCUAUUGUCUGGUAGCUCCGGAUCCAGACGUGAAUCACAUCUCCAGGCUGGACCCACAGGAGUCCCCAUCUCCAGCUGUAAGCCCUGCUCUCAGCACUGGCUCUCUUGAGACCACCGAUCAGGGCUCCAGGAACCCCUCUGAGCAGAGUUCUGAGGAGGCACUCCCGUCCCUCUCGGGGAGCAAGGUUUUUGAGUUGGGUCAGAGUAACUCCAAUCCUUCCAGGCCUUCGUCAAACCCAUUUGUAAGGCUCCCUUCCAGGGAAAGCCUGGAUCUGAGCCACCACCUCUCGAGGCUGGGCUCACGAGCGCUGCUCCUGUCCGCCUCUGACACAUCUCUGGGCUCUGACUCCAGCCAGCCGCCAGACCCGGGUAGCCCAAGUGUCUCCAAGCAGAGCCUGAACAUCACUGCAGGUUCUUGGGGGGCCCUGAUCCGAGACACAAAGGAGCCUGUCACUUUGGUGUCCCGCAACCUGUCUGAAUGUGUCCUGAAAGGAGCCUUUGGAGCAGCCUGGAGCGCAGCUUCCCAGAGGAUGAUUGGCGUAGCUUUGAAUGGCCAUUCCCGAUCCAAUGUGAACAUGAGUGUCAUUCGGGCCUCCAGCCUGAUGCUGAUCCCGAGCUCCAGUGAUUAUAGCAGACUGCACUCCAUCACCCGUGGGCCCCAGUCAGCCUGCUCCCCACCCUCGUGCUUGACCCUGGUCCUCGGCUCCAAGGAGACCCUGAGCAUGGGCUCCAGCCUCUUGAUCAGUGACACCUCCACCCUGACGCUGAGCAGCCCACAAGAUGGUUCAGAGGACAGCGGGAUCUUCACCACGCCCCUGAAGAACCCAGAGAGUUGGGGUGAGGGGGCCAGCGUGGACAGAGCCCAGGUCUCAUCGCCGCCACCGACCACCUCUGACCCCAGGAACCAGGACGCCUCAUCCUCCAGCUGCCUCCUUGAGGGAGCCUCGGAUGAAGUGACCAAAUCUCCGGAGAAGGUGCCAGAGAAGAAAGAAGAUGGCAGUGAAGUGGCCCUGGUGGAGAACGCUGUGCCACAGGACCUGCAGGGAGCAGAAGGAGAGAAGAAGAUGCUGAUAAUGAAGAUGAUGAGGCAGAUCCAGGAGGAGCCACUGGACUCACUCUCCACCUCUGUUCGCCGGCAGGCCCUGGAGACCCUGACCCAGCUGAGCCGCAGGAGCCCUGCGCUGGGUGGACAGGAGCGGGUGCAGCUGGUGAGCGUGUGUGUUCACAGUGUGUUCUCGCUGCCCUCCCUGCGGGCCAUGAAGGAGCACGCUGAGGCUGAGGCUGAGGCCAUCCAGACGCUUUACCAUCAGACCUUGGAUGCCCUGCAGACCCUGCUCAAUGCCCUCUUUAUUGAAGACCCCACUCCUGCUGGGCUCAAGAGCAUUUUGGAGCCCCUGGCUCCCUGGAUGAACUCUGGGAAGGCCCACGAGCGUGCUCGAGCUGUGAACAGCAACGUGUCCCUGCUGAACCACACGCUUCUGAGCCUGCCUUUCUACGUGUCCUCUGGGUUCCCUGCGCUUGGGCUGCUACUGGGGAGGCUCGUCCUUCGUGUUGGGGAUCCCGACGAGGAGAUUGGUCGGGAAGCUCUGGACGGCAUCACCAUCCUCUACACCAUCCUGGAGCUCCAGAAAAGAGCCGGAGGUGAGGAGGAGACCAACAAGAAGGUGCUGUACGAGAGCAACAAGCGCUUCCUGGGGCCCUACAACCCCGUCAGCCCGUGCCAGAACAUCCUGCGUGUGAUCGCGGAGUUCGGAGACUUUUUGGGCCCCCAGCAGGUGAAGGACCUGCUGCUGGCAGCUGUGGAGGGGCUGAGGGGCGACGUGGAGGAUCAGGGGCAGGACUCUGGGGAGAUGAUGCAGCUGGCCUCUGAGGUCACACUCGGCUCUGUGCUGGAGUGGUACCGCCACAAGGCGCUGGAGGUGAUCCCAGAAAUCAUGCAGGGCAUCUACCUGCAGCUGAGCCACAUCCAGGAACCACGGGCCCGAGAGCUGGCCCUGCUGCCUGUCUCCUUCCUGGCCAGCUCCUUCAUGACGGAGGUUGUGGUGGCCCUGCUCAUGUGCCCCCUCCCGCUGGACAGCAAUGGAGCCCAGAUGUGGAGGCAGCUGAUCCUGCGCAAGCCCAGCUGUGACGUCCGAGAACUUCUGGAUCUGCUGCUGGCCAGCCUGAAGGAGAAGCCUGUCUCCAAGAAGGGUCGGGUCUCCAUUGUGCCCCUGGCGGCAGCCAGCGGCCUGUGCGAGCUCCUGUCUGUCAACAGCUGCAUAGGCCAAGUGAAGCGCAUCUACCCCCAGCUGCUCCUGGCCCUGCUCAUUCAGGUCCACUACCACAUCGGCCUGAAGCUGCCUGGCCACGGGGUGCCUGGCAAGGACACCAAGGACCAAGCGUGGCCUCCCGUCUUCACGCCUGUGCGAUGGGUGGUGAAAGUGGUCAAGACCCUGCUGCUGAAGAUGGGCUGCUCACAGGAGGCUGCGUUCGUGGAGGCGGAGGGUGGCUGGGAUCUCAUGGAGCAGGCGCAGGGCCACCACCUCGGAGUGUCACUGCUGGCCAGGGCCAUGGUGCACUACUCCUGCCAGGAGCUGUGCCGCAUCCUCUACCUGCUCAUCCCGCUCCUGGAGCGCGGCGACGAGAAGCACAAGAUCACGGCCACCGCCUUCUUUGUGGAGCUCUUCCAGAUGGAGCAGGUGCGAAGGAUCCCCGAGGAGUACUCUCUGGGGCGGAUGACAGAAGGCCUGGGCCACCGUAACCCUGUCAUGAAGGUGCUGUCCAUCCGGGGCCUGAUGAUCCUGGCUCACAGGUCAGAGAAGAUGGCCAAGGUGCAGGCACUGCUGCCCUCCAUGGUAAAGGGUUUGAAGAAUAUGGAUGGGGUGCUGGUGGUGGAGGCGGUCCAGAGCCUCAAGACCAUCUUUAAGGGAAAGGACCAGAAGCAGAGGGACAGCUCAGUCUACGUGGAGAUGCUGCAGGUCCUGCUGCCACAUUUCAGUGAUUCAAGCGAGGAUGUGCGUGCCUCCUGCAUCAACAUGUACGGGAAGGUGGUCCAGAAGCUUCGGCCACCCUGCACGCAGGCCAUGGAAGAGCAGCUGACCAAUACAUUGGUGCCGCUCCUGCUGAUCAUGCAGGAGGGCAAUGCCAAGGUGGGCCAGAAGUCUCUGAAGACCCUGUUCCGCUGCUCUUGCUUCAUGGCUUGGGAGCUGCCUAAGACAGCAUACAGCCGGAAGUCCUGGGACAACAGGCAGCAGGCGGUGGCUAAACUCUGCAAGUACCUGCCAGGGCUUGGAGUAUGCCAAGAACCCACGGGCCUCCCUCCGGAAGUGCUCUGUCAUGUUCAUAGGGUCCCUGGUGCCCUGCUUGGAGAACAUAAUGACGGAAGACUGGCUGAAGGAAGUGAAAGCUGCUCUAGAGAAUCUGAGACAUGACCCAGAGGCAUCUGUGUGUAUCUAUGCGGCCCAAGCCCAGGACUACAUCCUGUCCAGCUGCUGGAGGAACUCCUGGCCACUGCCGGGCUGGGACUCACUGGUGUGUGGCCCGGCCCCCUCGCACUGCUGCAGCCCCAGCCCUGAGGACCUGCCCACUUCCCACAAGC
Cavia porcellus (domestic guinea pig) is the source of this 14458-nucleotide messenger RNA. It is a transcript of the gene Mroh7, whose product is annotated as maestro heat like repeat family member 7. The record is from RefSeq and is a predicted model, not a curated record. Gene Ontology annotation, cellular component: cytoplasm. Lineage: Eukaryota; Metazoa; Chordata; Mammalia; Rodentia; Caviidae. The transcript is spliced from 24 exons. Bases 10614 to 14291 code for a protein of 1225 amino acids.